This is a messenger RNA of Centruroides sculpturatus (bark scorpion), 3223 nucleotides long. Its product is annotated as protein MTO1 homolog, mitochondrial-like. Lineage: Eukaryota; Metazoa; Arthropoda; Arachnida; Scorpiones; Buthidae. Gene Ontology annotation, molecular function: flavin adenine dinucleotide binding. The coding region runs from base 274 to 2157 and encodes 627 amino acids. The transcript has 16 exons. Gene Ontology annotation, cellular component: cytosol. The record is from RefSeq and is a predicted model, not a curated record. Gene Ontology annotation, biological process: tRNA methylation; tRNA wobble uridine modification.
UCGCUAACUCAUUGAAACGACAAUUUAAGCAUGUAUUUGAUGGAAAUAUUUGGGGAAGUUCGUGUAAUAUUAGAAGAAUAAGAGUAUAUUUAGUUGUUAUAUUAAUUAGAAAAUGUAACUAUCGUUCAUCAUCUCGAAUAUAUUAAAUGUGUGUUAGAUUGGUAUUUUCGGAAAUUAUAAUCAUAUACUAGCAACAAAAGCAUCGAUUUAUGAAGCUAUGUUUGCAUUCAAAUGAUGUACCACAAAAUUUAUUGCAAAGGAUAAUGAUACAUCAUGAUUACUUUCAUAAGGAAUGCCUCCUCGAAGGUUUUUACCUUCAUUUAUACAAAUGCUAGAUACUUUUCAAAUAAUUCUGCGUAUGAUGUUAUUGUCGUGGGAGGUGGACAUGCUGGCACUGAAGCUGCUACGGCUGCCGCUAGGAUGGGCUGUAAAACGCUUCUACUCACCCAUAAAUUAGAGACGAUUGGGGAAAUGUCGUGUAAUCCAUCAUUUGGAGGAAUUGGAAAAGGUCAUUUGAUGAAAGAGAUCGAUGCUCUCGAUGGAAUGUGUGCUCGUAUUUGUGACAAAUCAGGAAUUCAUUAUAAAGUUUUAAAUAAAAGGAAAGGUCCCGCUGUUUGGGGUCCUCGGGCUCAAAUUGAUCGUGCCUUAUAUAAAAAGCAUUUACAGAAAGAAAUAUUUUCUUAUCCAAAUUUGACAGUAAUUGCUGGUUCUGUUGAAGAUCUAAUAAUUCAAAACAUAAAUGGAUUGAAAUGCCAUGGUAUAGUAUUAGCAAAUAAGGAAGAGAUUUGUGGUAAAACAGUAGUAAUAACUACAGGAACGUUUUUACGUGGACAAAUUAAUAUUGGAUUAGAAAGUUUUCCAGCUGGGAGAAUGGGUGAUGAACCUGCUAUUGGACUAGCUAAAACAUUAGAGAGAGCUGAAUUUAAAUUAGGGAGAUUAAAAACUGGAACACCACCAAGACUAGAAAAACAGAGUAUUGACUUCUCAGUUACAGAAUUGAAAUAUGCUGAUAAUCCUCCUCAACCAUUUUCUUUUGUGAAUGAAAAAGUUUGGAUAGAGCCUGAAAAACAAGUAUUGACAUAUAUGACUUACACUACUCCAGAAGUUGUUAAAAUUGUUAUGGACAAUCUUCAUCUUAGCUCCCAUAUUAAAGAAGAAAUUCGAGGACCUAGAUACUGUCCAUCCAUUGAAUCAAAAGUGAUUAGGUUUAAAAAUAGAGAACAUCAAAUAUGGUUGGAACCAGAAGGUCUUCAAUCAGAUGUGAUAUAUCCAAAUGGAAUAUCAUGUACUCUUCCACCAGAUGUUCAAUUGGAAAUGGUUCAUGCUAUACCUGGAUUGGAAAAGGCUAUAAUGAUUAAACCAGGGUAUGGUGUUGAAUAUGACUUUAUUGAUCCCAGGCAAUUGAAACCAUCAUUAGAAACUUUGAAAAUAGAAAAUCUUUUCUUAGCUGGACAAAUUAAUGGUACUACAGGUUAUGAAGAAGCAGCAGCUCAAGGUAUUAUAGCAGGAAUAAAUGCAGGAUGUAAGGUAAAAUGCCUAAAUCCAUUUAUUGUGGAUCGCACAGAAAGUUACAUUGGAGUAUUAAUUAAUGAUCUAACAACACUUGGAACUGACGAGCCAUAUAGGAUGUUUACCAGUAGAGCUGAGUUUCGUCUACUGCUUAGACCAGACAAUGCUGAUUUAAGACUUACUGAGAAAGGACACAAAGUUGGAUGUGUUUCAGAAGAAAGAUAUAAAAACUUUUGUGUUAUUAAAUAUCAUCUUGAUUCUGCUAUUUCAUUUUUAAAAUCUCAAAUGAAACCUAUUAAAAUGUGGAAAAAUUUAAUUAAUGUUGAAAGUGUAGGAAACUGCAAUGAAUUUAAAACUGCUUUUGAAUUACUUCGAUGUGAAUGGGUAACAUUUGAUAUGUUAUCUGAACUCUUUCCAAAUGAAUUGAAGUCACUUGCAAAAGAUGAACAUUUAAUAAAUAGAUUGAAAGUAGAAGCCAUCUAUGAAGAUGCUAUAAAAGAACAGAAAGCUGAAAUUAAAGAAAUGCAACAAGAGAAUGAACUGGAAUUGCCACAAGAUAUUGAUUAUAACUUGGUCAGUUUAAAUCUUUCAAAUGAAGAGAAAAAGAAAUUGGAAGAUUGUAGGCCUGCAACAGUGAGUUAUUUAUAGAAAAAAUUUCAAUUGUUCAAUAUAGUUUAAAAAAAAAUUCUUUGUGAAAUUUCAUUUUAAAGGAAUCUAAAGAUAGGACUAGACUUGUUACAUAUCCUUAUAUUAUUCUAUCAAUCUAGGGAUAUGAUAUGAUGCAAUGUGACUUAUUUUUCUUCCAUAUCUCAUAUACCAUAUCAUGUUUCCAUUUAAAAGGCAAGAACAGGACAAAGUUUUAGUUUGGAAACAGUUUUAAAAACAGCAAUGACCCAUCUGUGAAAUUAAGAAGAAUACACCUACAUUUAUUACAUUUUUAAACGAAACAAGUCACAGUAAUUAAUUUUAUAAUAUCCUCCUUACUCCAUUCCAUUCCAAAUAUAAACACAUUUAAUAAACACAGACUUGUGUGUAGCCUUUGCACUCUACAUGUGGUGUGUGCAACUGAGAAGAAAUAGACUGAUGAGAUGUGUGCACAUCCUUAUGUUGGGUAUCAUCCCUUUGAUGUGAUGGCAAAAGACUGACAAGAGAAUAAUUGCAUUUAAUGUGUAUCAUUGUAUCAACAUUUUGAUACAAAACAGUUUGUUGGUGCCAUUCACACUGACAUGAUACAAGGAUACACAACAAGUCUCAACCUACCUUAAAGAGGAGUAAUAGGCUACUUGAUAUUUUGGUGCUUUAAUUAACUCCUUUAUCAGCAUUCUUUACUUGAAAUAACAAAACAAAAUUGUUGCGUAAGAAGUACUGUAAUGGUCAAAUGUGAGUGCUAUGAAAGUCUUGGAAAUAUUUGAUCUGGAAGAAUUAGAAAAUUAUUUUGUAUAUGAAUCUAUGCAGAGGUGAUAAGAAACGAGAAUGCUUAUAUCAAACCAUUAACUUUAAUAUCAAAAAUGUUCCUCAGUUGUGCUUUCUAAAACAUUUUCACUUCAAAGAAAACAGUAUGAGUUAGAUUUUUAAUAAGGACUGUAACAAUAGAAAGCCAUAAAAUUCAAAAGACGUCAACUUUUUUCUUUAUUAUUUAUAAUUCUGUUUGUUGCCAUAGCAACAAUUUCAAAUAAUUAAAAUAAGAAUUUCAUUAUCAGUUUUAUUAAAUUAA